AUGGCAGUUGCAAGCGUAGUCACCCACCCUGGCAAGACCAGCCUGGAUUACUACAGGAAUGACAGCGCGGUGCUGUCCCUGUAUGGAAACCUGGUGAACAACACAGACUUCAUGUGUGACAAGAGGCAGGUCAGGCAGUUUGCUCAAGCCUUCCUGCCCGUGUUUUUCUGGCUCAUCUUCUCUGUGGGGACGGUGGGAAACGCCUUGGUCGUGCUCGUCUAUUGCAAAUACCGCUUCAGGAGGAGCACGAUGGAUCGGUACCUGCUGCACCUGGCCAUUGCAGACCUGCUCCUCCUCUUCACCCUCCCCUUCUGGGCCAAAGCUGCCUCCGAUGGCUGGAUCUUCAAGAACUUCAUGUGCAAAGUUGUCAACAGUAUGUAUAAGAUCAACUUCUAUGGCUGCAGCUUGUUUCUAACCUGCAUCAGCUUUGACAGGUACAUCACUGUUGUCCAGGCGACAAAAGCUAAAACUUCUAAGCGAAGGCGGCUCCUGCGCAGCAAAUUUAUGUGCUUGGCUGUCUGGCUGACGUCCGUGAGCCUGUGCAUCCCAGAAAUCAUGUACAGCCAAAGCAUGCAGGCGGGUGACAUAACAGUUUGCAAAAUUAUGUACCCGCCAAACGUCAGCAUGAUCUUCAGAGUUACUGUCCUGGCCUUGAAAGUCACAGUUGGAUUCUUCUUCCCGCUCCUUGUCAUGGUUAUUUGUUAUGCCCUUAUUAUCAACACCCUUCUGCAAGCCAAAAGAUCCCAAAAGCAGAAGUCACUGAAGAUCAUCACCAUGAUCAUCACUGCUUUCCUCCUCUCUCAGUUCCCGUACAAUAUUGUUUUGCUGGUCAAAGCCAUCAACACCUACACCGGGGUGGUGUACAGCUGUCAGGCUGCGGACCAGCUAGACAUUGGGCUGCAGGUCACCCAGAGCAUCGCCUUCCUCCACAGCUGCCUCAACCCCUUCCUCUAUGUCUUUGCUGGUGAGCGGUUCAGGACAGCGCUGGGCAGGAUGAUGCAAAGCAGUGGCUGCUGCCGGAGCAGGGGCCAAGAGCAGUGCUCCUCUGCCUGCGACAGCCAGGAGCACAGCUCAAACUGGUCCUUCGCCAUGCUGGGGAGGCGGCGGGUGAGGAGCUCCCUGACCCUCAGCACCCACUUGACCUCCUCUGUUAUGCCCCCUUCUUGCCAAGUCCUCUUGUAA
Molecule: messenger RNA, 1182 nt
Organism: Gymnogyps californianus (California condor)
Lineage: Eukaryota; Metazoa; Chordata; Aves; Accipitriformes; Cathartidae
Gene: CCR9
Product: C-C motif chemokine receptor 9
Exons: 2
Coding region: 1-1182 (393 amino acids)
Biological process (GO): G protein-coupled receptor signaling pathway; immune response; chemotaxis
Cellular component (GO): membrane
Molecular function (GO): chemokine receptor activity; chemokine binding; scavenger receptor activity
Source: RefSeq, a predicted model, not a curated record